AUGUGCCAGCCCAGCCCUCCGACCGUGCUCGACCAUCGCCAUGAGCCGGCAGGACGCAAGACUGGUCAUGAAUCGGCCGCUCAUAACGGAAGAUCGGUGCUUAUAAGUCGAAGGCAGGAGAGUACAAGACGCGGUGGUCACUGGGCGAGGACUUUGAUGGAACAAAAACUCAAGCUGUACAAGAUCGGAGACAAGCACUUGAUGGAUAAAAAUCAGGACUCAAUUGCACGCUUGGUCGCGAAAUCAACGCGUGUUCAUCACCAGAAGCGAGGUAUUGGCGAAAGACGGAUAGGCAAGAUCAACACAUGGGCUGAAGAGGAGCCUGUUUCUGAGCACGACCGCAGCGUUUGA
Messenger RNA from Parastagonospora nodorum SN15, 351 nucleotides. RefSeq lists its product as hypothetical. The transcript has 2 exons. NCBI's taxonomy places the organism in Eukaryota, Fungi, Ascomycota, Dothideomycetes, Pleosporales, Phaeosphaeriaceae. The record is from RefSeq and is a predicted model, not a curated record. The coding region runs from base 1 to 351 and encodes 116 amino acids.